UGCAUUCCUCCUCCCUCCUUUGAGACGAGACUGACAGCCCGUUAGCUGCUGCUGCUCACCGGCAAUGAUACAGCAAACACGGACUCUGAAAGACACACCGAGAUGGACUUAGCGAGCACUUUUUACCACUACAAAGACGGAUAUUAUUUAGACAUCGUUGUCUAUUAAGUUUAUUUUUCGCCAGGAUCAUUUUUGUUUCGGGGAAAAAGGAGACUCGACGUGCAAGAGAGGACGUUGACGCGACGACUGAAUUCCUGCGACAUACACCGGCCAGCUAGAAGCUUUCACGUUCACUUUGAAGACCACCUGAGUAAACCUAAACUAUUCCGGGCUGGACUUAUUUUAGUGUGUUUAAUUGUGACACUAAUAUCUUCAAAAUAAUCUUAGUAAGUAGUGAAGAGACAAGUUGUGGAAGAGCGUGUCUAAUCGCUACUGGCGACCCAACACAGCUUGAAGCUAACCGACGGCUAGCUGGAUUUCACAUUCUUUGUUUUAUUUAUUUACUUAAUUGAAUACAGUGUUGAUGUCUCUCUGAAGUUGGAUUAAUACUUGUGUUAAGAAGAGUAACACCGCUUAUGAGCUAGCUAGCGUUUCGACAACGUAACGACAGCCCGGAUCGCUUAGCUUGAUUUUUAAAGGACAUAAAUCACCUGACUUAUGGCUCGUUAGUAUCGCGGUACUGCAGCUGACCCAGCUAGAAGGUAGAGCCAGCAGCCGUCAGCCACUUCUUGGCCUUUUGCAACUCAUCGAAGGUAAAUAUGCACCACCAGGACUUUACUGGGGACCCGUCUGGGACCGGGAGUAGGAAAACGACUCACCACUACAGGAGAGGUAGCAGCGGCGCGCCUGCCUCCUCCGCAGCCGGUGGCAGUGGAGUCAACACGGCUGACGACAAUCCCACCCAGGCUGGAUCCAGUUCUCCCGGACUCCACCACCAGCCGCUGUCCCAAGUGUCUGGCGCUCAGGUGAAGAAGAAGAGCGGCUUCCAGAUAACAAGUGUCACAUCAGCUCAGAUCAAUGUGAGCGGCAACAACAGUUUAGCAGAUGACACCGAGAGCUAUGACGAUAUGGAUGAGUCACACACAGAAGACCUCUCCUCCUCUGAUAUGCUGGAUGUUUCCGUGUCCAGGGCCACAGAUACAGGUGUGCCGGAGAGAAGCUCUUCAGAUGAGACCCUCAACAGUCUCCAUGGGGUCGAUACACCUGGAAUUGUGUCACCCAACGAGCCCCUUCACCAUCAUUCCAUCCCUCAGGGGUCUCAGCAGCACACCUCCAUGGUAAAUGGGACCAUGCAGCAUCAUUAUUAUCCUCAGCAACACAGCCAGCCCCACCAUCAUCACCCUGAUAGUUUGGGAGGAGUUGAACCCUCGUUGUCAGCUCUUCCCAUUGCUCCCGUGGGUAGCUCCAGCCCGGCUUUGGCUUCCAAAGCCGGGCCUAGCCAGAGGCCACCGAUGUUGGAGCCUGCAGGUGGAACAACCCAACCACUAGCCCCUACUGUUGGUGGGACAGCCACUGAUCCACAUCUACAAGGCAGUGUGAACGUUCCUAAUGUGUCAGCUAACACUACUGCUGCUGCAGUUCCUCCUCCUGGGCCUGCAGGUUUUGACAACACUAGUGUGAGUGGACAAGUAGCUUCUGUCGGAGGAGGAACAGGACCGUCUGCUGCUGCCCCCAACACUCAAACCCAGCACACCCAAACUCAGACAGCUACUGGCUCUCGUUUUAGGGUGGUCAAACUAGACACUAACUCCGAGCCAUACCGCAAAGGAAGAUGGACGUGUACAGAGUAUUAUGAAAAGGAGGUUCCUCAUCCAACGACAUCUGAGGCACCAAAAGGCGUGGAGGUGGCUGUAGAGACGGAGGCUGGUAACGCCGGGAUUAGUCAGCAGGGCGUACAGCCACCUCACACGCUUCAGCCGCCGAGUCAAGAUUUCACUAGUCCACAAACCAUGCAGAGCCCGCCACAGGGACUGGCACAAACCACUCCUGUGACCUAUGUUUCACCCCAGGAGGUUGUUGGUGGGACCCACGUGCAGCACCCAGCGGCUCCUGUCACUGUCCCUUCUACAGCGACAUCACAGGCUGGUGUAAAUCCACCUCCCCCUGUAAUACCCCAGCAGCUGCCCUAUACUGUGGAUCCCCACCAGGCUCAACCCCAAGGAGGUUACCAGUUCCAUGGAGGGGUCAUAGCCCCGGGAAGUGUCCGGCAGCCAGACUUUAUCCAGCCUACUGCUCCCUUCCAGACCCAGGUCCAGCCUCCGCUGACGCAUGUUACAACAGGAAUCUCCGUAACGCCAGUUUCAGGGGUCAUGGCACCGCCACCGAUCAGCAUUCCUCAGCAGCUGCCCCAUCAAGGUUCGGUAGCCCCACCUGCCCAGGCAACCUUUGCUGGACAGCCACAGACCCUCCCAACUCAAGCUCACCCACAGCCACAAGUCCAGCCCCUCUCCACUGCUACAGUCCCAGUAGCGCCCACCCAUGGGACCCCCUACAUGCCUUUGAGUGCACUGCAAGCUGACCUCCAGCCUCUCCUCACCCUGGGUGCCACCUUCACCCAGGUCCCCGGAGGAGGGAGCUCCAUAAGAACAUCCCAGCUGGAGGAUGCCCAGAAGCUCCUGCUCCAGCACCAAGGCCUGCUGGGUCUGCCCAGGCUAGGGGUCGCAGCAGGUGGAGAGGGGUCUGCACAGUCCAGUGGUGCUGCUGGAAGCCUGGCCCACAUGGGCAUGUCAGCUGAGGCCAGCGCCUUCAUGGUCGCUGCUGCUGCAGGCCUCAGGACUCAGCAUGCUGAAGGAGAGGAGGACAGCUCUUCCGGUGCAAGUGUGGUGGCCAUCGACAACAAGAUUGAACAAGCAAUGGACCUGGUGAAGAGCCACCUCAUGUACGCCGUGCGCGAGGAGGUGGAGGUGUUGAAGGAGCAGAUUAAAGAGCUGAUCGAGCGCAACACUCAGCUGGAGCAGGAGAACAACCUGCUCAAGAACCUGGCCAGCCCCGAGCAAAUGGCUCAGUUUCAGGCACAGACAGAAACUGGCGGCUCCCCGAAUGGCGCUGCCCAGCCUCCGGUCGCGGCCGGAACCACACCGGUCCUCCCUUCCACACAGAGCUCCGGCACAUCUGCGUAACACAGAAACGGCACACUGGAGAACCCCCCCCCCCCAGAGGAUGAGAAAUAGGGGGAAUGGAAGGAAGAAGAAAAGGAGGAGAUAGAAGUUUUGCCAUACUGUGAACUGACUCUAACAUCAACACACAUGCCACCGUCUCAAGGAGGGCACACGUCCGCUGAACCGGAGGACAAUUUUUGUUGUUGUUGCACAUUUAGUUGAACUGAAAGACUUUGCAAUUGCACGGUGUGUGUGUGUGCGUGUGUGUGUGUGCGUGCGUGCGUGUGUGUGUGUGUCUGCUUUUAUUACCUGCCUCAGACCAUCGUCGUCUUCAAUAUAGUGUCGAUGAGCGGAAUGACAGAGCUGACAGGAACCUGACAGUCCGCUGCCAUUGGUCAGAGCCACCAGCGGAGGAAGGAGCUAACGCAGGGUCCGGCCAAUCGAGUGGGAGUAUGCUGCACGCUCUUGUCAGUGCUGUCGAAUCCCUUGCUGUGUGACCUGUGGAAAUUGUGCCAUCAUCUUUGGCCCCCCCCCCCCCCACACA
Molecule: messenger RNA, 3642 nt
Organism: Perca fluviatilis (European perch)
Lineage: Eukaryota; Metazoa; Chordata; Actinopteri; Perciformes; Percidae
Exons: 3
Coding region: 759-3119 (786 amino acids)
Biological process (GO): regulation of transcription by RNA polymerase II
Source: RefSeq, a predicted model, not a curated record